Messenger RNA from Panthera uncia (snow leopard), 972 nucleotides. Its product is annotated as olfactory receptor 5D13-like. Gene Ontology annotation, molecular function: odorant binding; G protein-coupled receptor activity; olfactory receptor activity. Gene Ontology annotation, biological process: sensory perception of smell; G protein-coupled receptor signaling pathway. Gene Ontology annotation, cellular component: membrane. The coding region runs from base 1 to 972 and encodes 323 amino acids. NCBI's taxonomy places the organism in Eukaryota, Metazoa, Chordata, Mammalia, Carnivora, Felidae. The transcript has a single exon. The record is from RefSeq and is a predicted model, not a curated record.
AUGUUGCUCCUGGAAGGAAACCACAGUACUGGAGCCACAUUCACCCUCUUGGGCUUCUCAGAAUAUCCGGAUCUGCAGAUUCCCUUGUUCCUGCUAUUCCUGACCGUCUACACCGUCACUGUGGUGGGGAACCUGGGCAUGAUCAUGAUCAUCAGGGUCAGUCCCCAACUCCACACCCCCAUGUACUUUUUCCUGAGCCACUUGUCCUUUGUCGACUUCUGUUACUCCACUACAGUUACCCCCAAACUGUUGGAAAACUUGGUUGUGGAAGACAGAACCAUCUCUUUCAUAGGCUGCAUAGUGCAAUUUCUCUUGGCUUGUAUAUUUGCAGUGUCAGAAACGUUCAUGUUGGCAGUGAUGGCCUAUGACCGCUUUGUGGCAGUUUGUAACCCUCUACUCUACAAAGCUGUCAUGUCCCAAAAGCUGUGUGCAUCGUUAGUGGCAGGGCCCUACUCAUGGGGUAUAGUCUCUUCCCUGACACUCACCUAUUUUCUCCUGACAUUGUCCUUCUGUGGCUCUAACAUCAUAAAUAAUUUUGUCUGCGAGCACUCUGUCAUUGUCUCUGUGUCCUGCUCGGACACCUACAUCAGCCAAGUGCUUUGUUUUGCCAUUGCCAUGUUCAAUGAGGUGAGCAGCCUGGUAAUCAUCCUCACUACUUAUAUUUUUAUUUUUGUCACUGUCAUAAAAAUGCCUUCUGCUGGUGGGCGCCAAAAAGCCUUCUCCACUUGUGCCUCCCACCUGACUGCCAUCACCAUCUUCCACGGGACCGUCCUGUUCCUUUACUGUGUACCCAACUCCAAAAACUCAUGGCUCAUAAUCAAAGUAGGUUCUUUAUUUUAUACCGUGGUGAUCCCCAUGCUGAACCCUCUAAUCUAUAGCCUCAGAAACAAAGAUGUGAAGGAGAGUGUCAGGAAAUUAAUUAAUCACUCAAUGCAAUUUUGUCAAAGGUGUGCAUUUUCAAAAGAGAUUUGA